Leguminivora glycinivorella is the source of this 2230-nucleotide messenger RNA. RefSeq lists its product as uncharacterized. The record is from RefSeq and is a predicted model, not a curated record. Lineage: Eukaryota; Metazoa; Arthropoda; Insecta; Lepidoptera; Tortricidae. The transcript is spliced from 5 exons. Bases 139 to 627 code for a protein of 162 amino acids.
CAAGUUCGUUCACUCAUCUCAUUCAGUUGAUCAACAACGCGCUGUUGACCAAUUUCAAUUCCAAUCAGUUCGAUCGCGGCCGCUGUCUCUGUCGGUUCUCACGUGUUACCUUGUGUGUUGCUAAACAAACAAAUAAUCAUGCCUAGCCUGAUCUUCGACAAGUGCUGCGGCUGCAUCGACCUGAAGACAGGAUGCUUCAUCAUCGGCUACCUGGAGCUGGUGGGAGAGAUAAUCUUCAGCAUCCUGAUCCUGAUCUCCGUAAUGGCUGGUGGGAUGGCCAUCAGCUCUGAUGACAAGGAACUGAAACAAGUGGGAGUGGGACUCCUGGUCAUUUCGAUCAUCUUGCUGCUGGCUCUGGCUCUGUUACUGGCUUUCACCAUCACGCUGCUCGUUGGUCUACACAAGAACAAGCGCGGUCACGUGAAGGCGUACCUGAUCUAUUCCGCCAUUUUCUUCGUAAUCGCCGUGAUCAUGUUCUUCUCUGGCCUCAGCCAGGGCCCUCCCGUCUCCAACAUCAUCUCCCACAUCGUCGGCUUGGUGAUCCACCUGUACUUCCUCCUGGUGAUCAGAAGCCACUACCACAAGAUGGACGACGCGAGCAAGGGCGCCAUCUACAACACGGCCUAAACUACCUCAAACUUGUUUGGUGUCUAGGUGGGGCCUAGACUAGUUGUUAAACGCCAAUCAAAACUAACAUCGCGAGCUGUCAUAUUAGCACAAAACUGGAUAGUAAAACUAAAGUGAAAGGGCUGAGUGGACGCUCGGAGCGAGCGUUCGUCCACGCUAUGCAGCAGCGUCGACUCAGGACACUUCUAUGAGCUUCAAUUGUUUGACAUGCACGCCGCACGUCGCGCCCCGCUCCACGUCCAAUAUGAGUAAUCUCAGGCCUUACCCAAUCCAGUACAUGUUUUUCGAUAGUAUCUCGCCGCGAGAGUCAUACGUUUUUUUGACGUAAAGACGGGUAGUCUGUCUCGCACCAAUCAUGUGCUAGCCCCGCAGCAGACAGAGCUCACUCCUUUGAACAGCAUGCUUGUAAAGACACGUCAUUGUAAACGUUGUUGUAUACAUGCACGUAGGUAGUUUGAUAUUGAACUGUAUGCGCGUUGUUCCAAAGUCUUUGGCGGUCAAAAAUAAUGGGGUAGAAGUAAUGGUAUACUAUGGGCUUCGCGAUUUUUAAGAUUGGUGUUGUACCUAUACAAUGUCUAGGGCCCUUGAUGUUAAUCCCACGCGGCUAAAUAAAUGUUGCUUAUGCCCAUAAAAAUAAGUUAGAUUAAGGAAUACUUUUAUAUUUGUAUUUUUUUAAAGAAUUCACUUUGAGUUCAUGAUUUUUUGCAUUUUUAGAUAAGUUUUUCUUUCUCACAUUUGUAUCUCAAUUUCGACAUUUUUUUUUCUUUUCAUUAAAACUUGACGCAACGUUUCUUGAUAUUAGCAGUGUUAGUGUUGUGUCCGCCUAGGUUACUACAUAAACAUACUUUGUGACUCUAAAUUCGAAUAUAAAAAUGAUUAUUAUGGAACGGUAUGUGGUUUAUAAAGUGCCUGGAAAGAUCUCGAAUGGUGCCUGUAAGAGGUAUGCCUUAGUAAGGUAGGAUCGUAAGUAGAUUGAAAAAAAAAAUGAGACUGGAAAGAAACAAAGCCUAUUUGAAGACAAAAAUAUGAAAAAUUUUAAAAAAAAUACACAACCUGAAACCCUCUUUAAAAAAUAUAACGGCAUUUAUUCAAAAUGUUAAAAAUACAAGUGUUAGUUCUAAGAUAAAUGUUUUAUAAAUGUUUUCAGUCUUUUCGAGUAGAUAUUUAGCUUAUACGAGUAGUUAAGUGUCAGAUGCGCCUAAAUGUUAUUAUGUCAUAAUAAUAAUUAUAACAUUUAUAACUUAAAUACUUCAGACUGUUCAGAAAAUAGGUGUUAUUGAUGUUGAUAUUUACCUACCUAUUGAAAUAUCGAUCUAAAAACCAAAUUGAGGUCAUUUAAAAAACAUAAUAGUUAAGAACCUUACAAUCGCUAAUAUUAUAUUUGAUACUUAUAGAAAUUAUUAUAAUAUGUGGUUAAAUAUUGACAGCUUUAUUAAACAGAAUGACUAUAAAAUUCGACUUGAUUAAAAUAUGUUAUAGUCAAUUCUAUUUUUAUGUAAUUACAAUAUAAACAAGUACAUAUGAAACGAAGUACCUAUGGUUAUCUAUACUUUUUCGAUGUCUUUACAGUUUUCGAGGCUGAUCCGAGCAUUUACAAAAAUUG